CUGACGAUGAUUUCGUCUAUGUCUGUCUGUUCCCCCAUUAUUUGAGAACUUGUGUUGUACGAAAUGCAUAUGAAUUUGGGUGUCUCUGAGUUACUGUGUAAUGGGAGAGUGAGAGUGAUCUUUCUUCUGUUGUUGAUGCCACUGCCAGCUGUUCUGGGUUGGGGAAAGGAGGGUCACUACGCAAUUUGUAAGAUAACACAGGAGUAUCUUACUGAAGAUGCUCUAUUUGCAGUCAAACAACUGCUUCCAGAUUCUGCUGAAGGUGAUCUUGCUGCAGUUUGCUCUUGGGCUGAUGAGGUUAGGCAUAAUUACCACUAUCGUUGGAGUAGUGCCUUACAUUAUGUUGACACACCAGAUUACAGAUGUAACUAUGAAUACUGCAAUGAAAUUGUUGUGGUUAACAUUAUUGCAUAUUUAGACUGCUCAAUCUCCUAUAAGUAUCUCAUGGUUCUUAUAGGAGACUGUCAUGAUUCUUAUGGACAUAAACAUAGAUGUGUUACCGGAGCGAUAUACAAUUAUACAAUACAACUCAAAUCAGCUGAUGCAGACACUUCAUCUGAAUUAAACUAUAAUUUGACAGAGGCACUUAUGUUCUUGUCUCAUUUUGUUGGGGAUGUUCAUCAGCCCCUACAUGUUGGUUUCACAGGAGACCUAGGUGGAAACUCAAUAACAGUUCGUUGGUACCGGAGGAAAACAAAUCUUCAUCAUGUAUGGGAUAAUAUGAUCAUUGAGUCUGCUCUGAAAACAUUCUAUGGUUCAGAUCUUUCAAUUAUGAUACAAGCUAUUCAAAGGAAUAUUACAGAUAUUUGGUCAACUGAUGUAUCGAUUUGGGAACAUUGUGCACACAACUACACAGCUUGUCCAGAUCGGUAUGCUUCUGAAAGCAUUAGCUUAGCAUGCAAGUUUGCGUACAAGAAUGCCACACCAGGAAGCACAUUGGAAGAUGAUUACUUCCUUUCUCGGCUACCUAUUGUGGAGAAAAGGCUGGCUCAAGGUGGUGUGCGACUAGCAGCUAUCCUCAACCGUAUUUUUACUCCUAAGACUAGAAUUGCUCAAGCUUGAACACACAUCUUUAGGGGAUCAUUUCCUACUAUAUAUAUAUAUAUAUGGGAUUGUCUUUUCUCAUGUCAUUGAAGAUAAGAGUAUCUCCUAUAGAGACAUUUUCAAGUGGAUCUUACACUAUAAGAAAAAAAGAAAUUGAUGGCUCAAAUUUCGAAGAGUCUAAGGCAUGAGGUAAGCUUUCUUCAGCAGCAUAAGAAAAACAUUACCCUAUAUAUAUAUAUAUAUGGUAAAAUCAUUUGUACAGCCGCUUUACAGAACAGACGUAUGAUUAUGAUUUCUCACAUUUAAUACUUUCAUGUAUAUAUAUGGUAAAU
Molecule: messenger RNA, 1376 nt
Organism: Gastrolobium bilobum
Lineage: Eukaryota; Viridiplantae; Streptophyta; Magnoliopsida; Fabales; Fabaceae
Product: endonuclease 4-like
Exons: 9
Coding region: 64-1062 (332 amino acids)
Biological process (GO): DNA catabolic process
Molecular function (GO): endonuclease activity; nucleic acid binding
Source: RefSeq, a predicted model, not a curated record